GUGCACAACAGCUGAAGCGGGAUGAACUGGAUCAUAGUAAUACUGUCAACGACAUGUGCCGCGGCACUGGCUGCACCGCAGUACACAGGGGUGCCAACCCAUCGUCAACAUGCCGCCGCCCCCGCCGCUUACCGUAGUGCCGCCCCCAGCUACCAGGGGCCGCCCGUCGUACCUGUCAUCCUGCCCGGAGGGUUCAUUGCAGAUACAGAGGAAGUUGCCCGAGCAAAGGAGUUGCAUUUUAACGCUUUUGCCAACGCCGCUACUCAAGUUAAGGACACCAAGUACCAGCCCUCCUACACCCAGGAUGUGCAGCCCAGGUACACAGCAGCAGUUCAGAAGCCACUUUACACCCCAGCCCCAGCUCCAGUAGCUCGUCAGCAGAACUACAACGUCCCCCAGCACCGCUACACCGGACCUGUAGCUACUACCAGCGGCUAUACGCCAUCUCCAGUCUACCAGCAGCAGCAGCCCCGCUACCAGGGGCCUCCCGUGGUCCCCGUCGUGCUGCCCAACGGCUACAUCGCCGAGACAGCUGACGUGGAGGCUGCUAAGGAACACCACUUCCAGCUGUACGCUGCAGCCCAGGCGGCAGCGGCGAGGGCCCAGGAGCGAGCCGGGGCUAACAAAUACGGCUACACCGCGGCGGCUCCUGCGGCCUCCUACACGUACAACGAUGAGGAUGACGGUGGUCAGUACGAGGAGCAGGACCAAAGGUACAACCAGGUGUACCAGCCCGCGGCUCACCAGAAGGCAGCGUACCGGGGACCUCCUGUAGUGCCUGUGGUGCUGCCCUCUGGUCACAUUGCUGACACAGCGGAGGUUGCUGCAGCUAAGAUCUCUCACCUGCAGCAGCUGCUGGAUGCUGCACAGAAGUCACUACCUCAGCAACGAUACAGAUAAACCAACCGAACAUCAGUCAUCGCUUAGUCAGUAGUCUCCGACUAGUAUACAGUAGGCUUUGUAUCCACACAAGCAGUUGCCCUUGUAUAAAACAUGUUAAGUAUUAAGGUAUACGAGGAUCACGUAAAGACUUUGUAAAUAUUUUAUUGCUUUAAUUAUGUUAUAAUGACCUAUUUGAUUUAUUUAUAGCC
Messenger RNA from Macrosteles quadrilineatus (aster leafhopper), 1091 nucleotides. RefSeq lists its product as uncharacterized. The transcript has 4 exons. The coding region runs from base 22 to 900 and encodes 292 amino acids. Lineage: Eukaryota; Metazoa; Arthropoda; Insecta; Hemiptera; Cicadellidae. The record is from RefSeq and is a predicted model, not a curated record.